This is a messenger RNA of Clonostachys solani, 1377 nucleotides long. Lineage: Eukaryota; Fungi; Ascomycota; Sordariomycetes; Hypocreales; Bionectriaceae. The record is from the annotation of a GenBank genome assembly.
AUGGCUCAGGCAAUGGACACCAAAGUGCCAACAGAGAGUACACUGUCGAGCGCUGAAGUCUCGCAAUACCUCCACCGAGAUGUGCAAAAUGAAGCUGCACUGGCCGUCCUGGCAGCUGCCUAUCCGGAAAGGACAACCAGCUUGAUACGUUACCGCGGCGAGUUCGCAAGGUGUUUCGAGAUUAUCAGAGAUAGAGGAGAAGCUACGUGGACAUCAGAGACCCUGGAAGCCGCGAUAGCUCUUCAGCCGGCCAUUGACUACUAUACGGAGGAGCUGCCCCGUGAGCUCCUCCUCCUGCCACCCUUUGCCGAAACGAAGACGAGCACAGAUUUUGGCCCCUUGCCGCCGGUGGCUGACUUGGACUUGCACCGGUUUCAACGUGCUCUGUACCGGUUCGACUCGACAUGCCCUCUUACCAGUCACCCAAACCAUUACGUCUCGAUCCAUUAUUAUCAUGACAGAGAGGCGGUGUCGCCCUAUUCUGACGUGGAACUCAACCAAGUCAGCAUGCUGCGUGAAAUGCUUUUCUAUCGGAUGUCUCAAGUCUGCGGAAAGUACUUGGACAGCGUAGGGAAGCGUCAAGGUAGACCCGAUCGGCAAGACCGGAAGUUCCGCGACAAGAAUACCAUUCAUGGCAUCAUGUCUCACGGCCUGCAAUUCAUGUACGAACUUGAAAUGCAAACCACCGAUAAGGGCAUAGAGGAGGUUCUCCAGAGAGUCAGUCUUGCUGGUCGCUGGAGUGGGCCCCAACCCCGCAAAAGCGGGCUUUCAGAAGAACUCUGCAUCCUACGGCGCACCCUUGACGAACGUCUUGGGUACAAGCCACGUGGCUGUGGAGAGCAUGAGGGUCGAGAAUGCUAUGAGGAGGAGGUUCGGUUCAGAAAUAAGAGCGACUCCAGGAGCCGGGAAAAUUACUCAAAACAGACGGAUUUAGGAACAUGGGAGAUGUUAAAAGCCAUUGCGACUUGGUUUCAACAGUCGGCAUCAGGCAGCCCGGAAGAGACGGCGGCUGAAAGAGCCCGAACCCGCCAGGUUACAGAAGACGUCGGCACUUGUAUAGGUCAAAUACAUCAGAGGUGGGGGGUGCCACGGGUGCCAGCUGAACAGAUUCGAUCCGGGAACUCCAGCGGCCCGACAUCAGCUUACUCAGAACUGACGGAGGAUGAAAAAUCGGCGAAGUUAGAAUCCAUUGCAGCUGAGUUAAAACAGUCGACAUCAGGCCGCCCGGAAGAGACGGCGGCUGAAAGAGCCCAAGCCCGCCAGUUGACAGAAGACUUACGCACUCGCAUAAGUCAAAUGAAACAGAAGCAGAAGGUGCCACGGGUGCCAGCUGAACAGAUUCGAUCCGGGGACGCCCAUCCUGCCGGUGACGACUAG